Saimiri boliviensis boliviensis (Bolivian squirrel monkey) is the source of this 3844-nucleotide messenger RNA. The record is from RefSeq and is a predicted model, not a curated record. Lineage: Eukaryota; Metazoa; Chordata; Mammalia; Primates; Cebidae.
AUUGACAUUUAGGGAUGUGAUUGUAGAAUUCUCUCUGGAGGAGUGGCAGUGCCUGGACACUGUUCAGCGGAAUUUAUAUAGGGAUGUGAUGUUAGAGAACUACAGAAACCUGGUCUUCCUGGGUAUUGCUGUCUCUAAGCCAGACAUGAUCACCUGUCUGGAGCAAGGAAAAGAGCCCUGGAAUAUGAAGAGAUUUGAGAUGGUGGCCAAACCCCCAGUUAUGUGUUCUCAUUUUGCUGAAAACCUUUGGCCAGAGCAAGACAUGAAAGAUUUUUUCCAAAAAGUCAUACUGAGGAGAUAUGAGAAAUGUGGACAUGAGAAUUUACAACUAAGAAAAGGCUGUAAAAGUAUGGAUGAAUGUAAGGUGUGCAGAGGAGAUUUUAAUGGACUUAACCGAUGUCUGAUAACUAUCAAGAGCAAAUUAUAUCAAUGUGAUAAAUAUGUGAAAGCCUUUUAUAAAUUUUCAAAUUCAGUUAGACAUAAGAUAAGACACACUAAAAAGAAAAUAUUAAAAUGUGAAGAAUGUGGCAAAUCGUUUUGCAUGCUUUCACAACUAACUCUACAUAAGAGAAAUCAUAUUAGAGAGAAUUCCCACAAAUGUGAAGAAUGUGGAAAAGCGUUUAACCGGUCGUCAUACCUUACUCGACAUAAGAGAAUUCACAGUGGAGAGAAACCCUGCAAAUGUGAAGAGUGUGGCAAGGCCUUUAACCGGUCCUCAUACCUUACUCGACAUAAGAGAAUUCACAGUGGAGAGAAACCCUGCAAAUGUAAAGAAUGUGGCAAAACCUUUAACCAGUCUUCAUACCUUUCUCGACAUAAAAUAAUUCAUAGUGGAGAGAAACCUUACAAAUGUGAACAAUGUGGCAAAGCCUUUAACCGAUCUUCACACCUUACUAGACAUAAGAUAAUUCAUACUGGAGAGAAACCCUACAAAUGCGAACAGUGUGGCAAAGCCUUUAACCGAUCCUCAUACCUUACCCAACAUAAGAGAAUUCAUACUGGAGAGAGACCCUACAAAUGUAAAGAAUGUGGCAAAGCCUUUAAUGACUUCUCAGCCCUUACUCGACAUAAGACCAUUCAUACUGGAGAGAAACCCUACAAAUGUAAAGAAUGUGGCAAAGCCUUUAAUUACUUCUCAACUCUUGCUCGACAUAAGAUAAUUCAUACUGGAGAGAAACCUUACAAAUGUGAACAGUGUGGCAAAGCCUUUAACUGGUCUUCACACCUUACUCGACAUAAGAUAAUUCAUACUGGAGAGAAACCUUACAAAUGUGAACAGUGUGGCAAAGCCUUUAACUGGUCUUCACACCUUACUCAACACAAGAGAAUUCAUACUAGAGAGAAACCCUAUAAAUGUAAAGAAUGUGGCAAAGCCUUUAAGCAGUCCUCAACUUUAACUCAACAUAAGAUUAUUCAUACUGGAGAGAAACCCUACAAAUGUGAAGAAUGUGGCAAAGCCUUUAACGACUUCUCAACACUCACUCAACAUAAGAUAAUUCAUACUGGAAAGAAACCAUACAAGUGUAAAAAUGUGGCAAAGGAUAAGAUAAUUUAUACUAGAAAGAAACCCUACAAAUGUGAAGAAUGUGGCAAACCUUUUAAUUGUUUCUCAAACUUGACUGUACAUAAGAGAAUUCAUGCUAGAGAGAACCCCAACAAAUGAGAAGAAUGUGGCAAUGCUAAAUGUGUCAAAGCUUUUAAGGGUUCCUCAGUCUUUACUAAACAUAAGGGAAUUCAUAAUAGAGAAUCCUACAAAUCUGAAGAAUGUGGGCUGGCUUUUAACAAAUCAUCAACAUUUACUAAGCACAAAAUAAGCUAUACUGAAAAAAAACUUUUCAAAUGUAAAGAAUGUGGCAAAUCAUUUUGCAUGCUUUCGCAUCUAACUCAACAUAAAAUAAUUCAUACCAGAGUGAAUUUCUGCAAAUGUGAAAAAUGUGGAAAAGCCUUUAAGUGGCCUUUAAUCAUCACUAAACAUAAGACAAUUUGUACUGCAGAGAAACCCUACACAUGUGAUAAAUGUGGAAAAGCCUUGAACAGGUCCUCACGCCUUACUACACAUAAAAAAAUUGAUACUGGACACAAACUCUACAAAUGUGAAGAAUGUGGCAAAGCCUUUAACUGGCCCUCAACUCUUACUAAGCAUAAGAGAAUUCAUACUGGAGAGAAACCCUACACAUGUGAAGAAUGUGGCAAAGCCUUUAACCAGUUCUCAAACCUUACUACACAUAAGAGAAUACAUACUGCAGAGAAAUUCUACAAGUGUACAGAAUGUGGUGAAGCUUUUAGCCGGUCCUCAAACCUUACUAAACAUAAGAAAAUUCAUACUGAAAAGAAACCUUACAAAUGUGAAGAAUGUGGCAAAGCUUUUAAGUGGUCCUCAAAGCUUACUGAACAUAAGUUAACUCAUACUGGAGAGAAACCCUACAAAUGUGAAGAAUGUGGCAAAGCCUUUAACUGGCCCUCAACUCUUACUAAACAUAACAGAAUUCAUACUGGAGAGAAACCCUACAAAUGUGAAGAAUGUGGCAAGGCCUUUAAUCAGUUCUCAAACCUUACUACACAUAAGAGAAUUCAUACUGCAGAAAGACCCUACAAAUGUGAAGAAUGUGGCAAAGCUUUUAGCCGGUCCUCAAACCUUACUAAACAUAAGAAAAUUCACAUUGAAAAGAAACCCUACAAAUGUGAAGAAUGUGGCAAAGCUUUUAAGUGGUCCUCAAAGCUUACUGAACAUAAGAUAACUCAUACUGGAGAGAAACCCUACAAAUGUGAAGAAUGUGGCAAAGCUUUUAAUCAUUUCUCAAUUCUUACCAAACAUAAGAGAAUUCACACUGGAGAGAAACCCUACAAAUGUGAAGAAUGUGGCAAAGCUUUUACCCAGUCUUCAAACCUUACUACACAUAAGAAAAUUCAUACUGGUGAGAAAUUAUACAAAUGUGAAGAAUGUGGCAAAGCUUUUACCCAAUCUUCAAAUCUUACUACACAUAAAAAAAUUCAUACUGGAGGAAAACCCUACAAAUGUGAAGAAUGUGGCAAAGCUUUUAACCAGUUCUCAACUCUUAGUAAACAUAAGAUAAUUCACACUGAAGAGAAACCCUACAAAUGUGAAAAAUGUGGCAAAGCCUUUAAAUGGUCCUCAACCCUUACUAAACAUAAGAAGAUUCAUACUGGAGAGAAGCCCUACAAAUGUGAAGAAUGUGGCAAAGCUUUUAAACUAUCCUCAACCCUUUCUACACAUAAGAUUAUUCAUACUGGAGAGAAACCCUUCAAAUGUGAAAAAUGUGGUAAAGCUUUUAAUCGAUCCUCAAACCUUAUUGAACAUAAGAAAAUUCAUACUGGAGACCAACCCUACAAAUGUGAACAGUGUGGCAAAGCAUUUAACUAUUCCUCACACCUUAAUACACAUAAGAGAAUUCAUACUAAAGAGCAACCCUACAAAUGUAAAGAAUGUGGCAAAGCUUUCAACCAAUAUUCAAACCUUACUACACAUAACAGAAUUCAUACUGGAGAGAAACUCAACAAACCUGAGGCUGUGACAGUGAUUUUGACAACACCAAAAACUUUAUAAAACAAAUUAUACUGGUGUGAAAUCCUAGAAAUGCAAAGAAUGUGACAAAGCCUUUAAAUGGUUGUCACACUUGAUUGUAGGUAAGGUCAUUUAUAAUGGUGUAAACAACUACAAGUAUGAAGAACGUGGCAAACCUUUUAAUUCUCAUACCUUAUUGCAUGGGAAUUAGUUUUUAUUUUAGAAAAGGUAUACACAAAAGAAUGGAAAAACCAUUAAUAUCUGCUCAUAUCUUACUCAACAUUAGAGCGUCUGCACUUAAUAAAACCAUUAUAAAUGCAA